Pelodiscus sinensis (Chinese soft-shelled turtle) is the source of this 2027-nucleotide messenger RNA. The record is from RefSeq and is a predicted model, not a curated record. NCBI's taxonomy places the organism in Eukaryota, Metazoa, Chordata, Testudines, Trionychidae.
UGCCCUGCAGAGACACAAGCCCCAAUAAAGCAGCCGGGUGUUGGGUCCGACCUGUCCUCCGCUUCCUGGAGAGCUUAACAACCUCUCCUGAGCCCUGGACACUCAGCCGGCUCGUCUGUGACUAAGGCAGGAUGGUGCGAGGAAAGCGUGAAGAAGUCUGGAAAACGCCGACCCGAGUUAUCCUUUGCCAAUGUAUUGCAGUGCGCGGCGGGGAGAAUGAUGGCGACGACUUGGACCAGGACUGGAAACCCCCGGAUAAUGAGCUGAUCCAGAAGCUUAUAAUGCAGGUUGAAUAUUAUUUCUCAGAUGAGAACCUGGAGAAAGAUGCCUUCCUCUUAAAGCAUGUGAGAAGAAACAAGAUGGGCUAUGUCAGUGUUAAGUUACUCACUUCUUUCAAAAAGGUAAAACAGCUUACCAGAGACUGGAGAACUACAGCCUACGCCUUGAAGUAUUCAGACACUCUUGAGAUGAAUGAAGAUAGCAGGAAGGUUAGAAGAAAUACCCCAGUUCCAGUGUUUGCUGGUGAGAACCUGCCUAGCAAGAUGUUGCUUGUGUAUGAUAUCCACUUGAUUUCUGAGCUACAGGUUCAGAGCAACGAUCAAGAAAAUGGAUGCACACAAGAAAAGAUGAUGGAGCAUCUUCUCAAGACCUUUGUUACUUUUGGUGUGAUCUCAUCAGUUCGCAUUCUCAAGCCUGGUAAGGAUCUUCCACCUGAUGUCAAGAGAUUCAGUAAUCGAUACACUCAAGUUGGAACAAAGGAAUGUGCAAUAGUAGAAUUUGAAGAAGUAGAUGCAGCAAUUAAAGCUCAUGAAAUAAUGUGUAUUGAAAAGAAUAACGAAACUGACAUGAAGGUUGUUCUAAUAGGUAUGAAGCCUCCAAAGAAAAAAGUUGUGAAAGAUAAGAGCCAUGAUGAAGAUCCCAGCAAGUCUCUCAACAAAAUGAGAUCCCUGAAUAAGAGAGUUGAGGAACUUCAGUAUGUUGGAGAUGAAUCAUCAGCAAACAGCUCCUCUGACCCAGAAAGUAAUCCUACAUCUCCACUGUCUGGACGCAAGCCUACCCCUACAAACAAGUUGAGCCCUACCACCUAUCCAAACAACCACCUGAGCCCUAACGUUUCACCCCGAUCAAGCCCCUGGAAUAGCCCAUCUUCCCUGCGCAAAGUGUGCAAGAAGUCUCCACUGGCUGACGACAGCAAACUGAACCCUACUACUAGCCCUGAAAUCUCAAGGAAAUGUGCAGAUUACUCUUCAGAUAGCAGUAUCACUCCUUCUAGUAGCCCCUGGGUUCAGAGAAGACGACAAGCUAAAACUGUAGCACAAGAAAAAAGCCCAGUAAGUAGCCCAAUGCUUGCCCGGAGAAUCCAAAAUGCAGAUGGCUUACCUGUCGGAGUGUUGCGGUUACCCAAAGGGCCUGAUGGUACUAAGGGAUUCCAUAAUGGAUGCAAAAGGAAUAAACCUAUGAAGAAUGAAUAAAACUUGGAUUUUUUAAACAAGUUUCACAGAUCAAUUUAUUUUUGCUCGGUAAAAAGACUAGCACUUAAGUGAUGGAAUGAAGUCCGUAUUUAAUUUUUAAAGGUUUUGUAUCAUGUAGAGACUCAUUUGUAUAUUUGUAUUUGCACUUAAUCUGCAUUAUUUUUAUAUUUGUGUGUGUUUGUUUAAAAGAGCUGAAUAUUGAAAUGUUGUUUUUAUUGCCAGGUAUUUGAAACAUAUUAUGUAACUGCAUUUUUGUGCAAAGCUAUGAUUCUGAACAGCAGUGUGUAAACAGUUGGUAAUAUUUAGCUGUUGUACCAUAGCAUUUCAAAGCAAUACAUCACCAGUCUGUUUACUAAGAGGUUUGAAAUCUUCCUAUUUUCAGUAUGUUGAAAGGAAUACUAAGCUGUAAUGUCAUGUCAGACACUUGUUAAAUUUGUUUGCUUAAACUUCCAAAGAUGAUGUUAUGUAAUAGAACCAAACAGUAUUUUCUGUGAGAAUAAAAAAGUACUGAGUAAUAAACUGUUUUCUAGGUACCAGAUUCUAAUGUUCAAAAUU